AUGGUUGCUGAAGCGAAGGAUCAAACGACACAAUCUUACCAGGAUGUGGCUAAUCAACCAAAGAUUUUAUCCCCUGAUGCAACUGGCUUUGCACAUAAGGUGAGAAAACCCUAUACCAUCACAAAACAGAGAGAGAGGUGGACAGAGGAGGAACAUCAAAGGUUUAUUGAGGCCCUGAAGCUGUAUGGCCGUGCUUGGCGCCAAAUUGAAGGACACGUGGGGACCAAAACCGCCAUCCAAAUUCGCAGCCACGCUCAAAAGUUCUUUGCUAAGGUCACCAAAGAUUCACCUGGUGAUGCUGAAGGAUCUCUGAACUCGAUCCAGAUUCCCCCUCCUCGACCUAAGAAGAAACCUUCACACCCUUACCCUCGUAAAAUGGUUGACUCAGCCAACACAGAAGCUGUGGGCCCUCAACAGGCAAAAGGGUUGACCGAUGUGUCUGUUUCUGAGAGAGAGAACCAUUCACCAACUUCAGUUUUGUCGGCCAUCGGCUCCAACAAUGAGGAAUCCCCACUUGCCGAGACUCAAAAAUCCUGCCUUUCACCGGCUUCAUGUGCGACUGAUAAUGCUAAUGAUAAUGAACAUGCCAUGUCAGAUGAGUCUUCGAAAGAGGAAGACGGUUUGAGUUUAUCAUUGAAAAUGUGUGCUGAUUCGGGCCCGGAUAUUAAAUCCUCCACCAUGAAGUUCGAGUUAUUUCCUGAGGGAACUGAGUCUUUGCCAUGUGGUGGAGAAAAUUGUGCAAGUAUUAAACUAUUUGGGAAGACAGUUGUGGUAAGAGAUACUCCAAAACAGUUUGAAGAAGCUUUGGAAGACAAUGAAUCUUUAGUCCCUGGUGUUUUUCCGAGUGAGGUGUCUGAAAAGGAAAAAUCUAGAAAUUUGAACCUUGAAGUUUCUGGAUUAUUCUCGAAUCCAGUGGCAAACAUUUAUGGCCCAGCAGAAAACGUAUAUCGUUUCCCUUGGUGCACUUGGUACAACGGUCCUGUUUACUACCCUUACCUUUCGCCCGGCAGGAAGCCAUCCGUAGUAAAUGUCGAAAAUGGCCCUGAAGGAGUAAAUGAAGAAGAGGAGUCUCUUGUUGGUUCAAACAGUGGGUCCAUGAGUGAAGUCAAUGUGGAAAACCGAUACAGUGAUGUGGAGUCGAGCAAUUUGUCUUGUUUUGCAGACAGGAAAACGGGGAAAGGUUUUGUUCCGUACAAGCGGUGUUUAGCUGAGAGGGAUGAAAAAUCGUCGUUUUCCUUUGUGCAGGGACGUGAGAACCAGCGGGCUCGUGUUUGCUCAUAG
Striga hermonthica is the source of this 1281-nucleotide messenger RNA. Lineage: Eukaryota; Viridiplantae; Streptophyta; Magnoliopsida; Lamiales; Orobanchaceae. The record is from the annotation of a GenBank genome assembly.